GAAUUUCCAUCAGAACUCAUGUUGAAUAGUUAAUCCUUAAUUGUUAGAUAAAAAGAGUUGUAUUGGAGUUUGAGGCUUGCAAAAAAUGACAAUGUAGUUGAGGAUUAAUUUCAAUAACCCAAGAAUUACCCAUCCAAAUAAAGACAGAUGAACAAUUGCAAUCAAGUUCUUCGCAGUCCAAUUAAUUAAAGCAUUUCUUGACAUGAUUGAAUUUAUAUUGAUGCCAGACAGGAUUUUAUAAAAAUAAUUGGUGCUGAUGCUAUCACCGGCCACCUUAUUUGACGCUUUUUGGCGAGUCAUUUUUAAAUAGUUUUUCUGAAAGAAAUAAAAAAAAUCUAAUAAAACUUCAGGAAAUAAAAAAAAAAAAAAAAAAGCUUGCGUCAGUACUGUUUCUUUAAGGCAUCAAUCCUUUUCUUAAAAGAGAAAAAAAUAAAUAAAAAUAAAAAUAAAAUUGACAGAACAGUUGACUUAACAUUUUAAAUGCUAAUAAGGGGAUUUAGAAAUAAAAAAUGAGCCAAUAAUUUCUCAAAUGACAGCUGAGGCACAUCACUUUUUAAACUCUUUCCGUAUGUUUUCUCAUUUACUCAUUUUCUUCAUCUCGUUGAUCACAGAAAGAAAAUCUCUCUUGUUCUUUACGAAUUCCAAGCAAAUUGCAGUGCCUUUUUCAGUAAAUUCUCAGCAUUGAUCGGCUACUCCUGUAAGAAAGAAGAGAGAAUGGAAAUUGCUGUGGGCGAAGCUGUUGUAAGCAAAGUUACAGACCAAUUGGUUGAUUCGAUAUGGCGCCAAAUCGGGUAUAUUUGGAACUACAGUUCCAACAUCCAAGGCCUUAAAAGUAAAGUUGAGAAGCUAAAAGCUGAAAAAGUGAGCGUGAUGCACCGAGUGGAGGAGGCUAUAGCUAAAGGUGAAGAAAUUGAGGAAAUUGUAAGCAAGUGGCUGACAAGUGCGGACGAGGCCAUUGAAGCUGCAGAGACUAUUCUCAACGAAGAUAAUGAUAGAGCAAACGAGGGUUGCUUCAUCGGAUGCAAUCCUAAUUGGAAAACGCGAUACAUGCUCAGUAGAAAGGCAAAGAAGGAGUCAUUACCUGUUGUUGAUGAAGUCCGAGGAGAAAAUACUUUUGAUAGAAUUUCCUAUAUUAUUUCUGUGCAGAAGUUUGAGGUGGCAAAAGAUUAUGAGACCUUUGACUCGAGAAAUCAAGUUCUGGAAGAGAUUAUUGGAGCAUUGAAGGAUGCUGAUGUCAAUUUAAUUGGGGUGUAUGGAUUGGGAGGCGUGGGCAAAACCACGCUACUGAAACAAGUCACUGCACAAGUUAAGGAAACUGGGAUUUUCAAAGUGGUGGCUACAGCAACUGUAACAGACAAUCCAGAUUUGAAUAAGAUUCAACAAGACAUUGCAGAUUGGUUAGGCCUGAAAUUUGAUGUAGAAUCCACUCAAGUAAGGGCAGCUCGGCUGCGUGCACGACUGAAACAAGACGAGAAAGUUCUGGUAAUUCUUGAUAAUAUUUGGCAUAAAAUCGCAUUGGAGGAGUUAGGAAUUCCUUAUGGUAAUGAUCAUAAAGGAUGCAAAAUAUUGAUGACCUCCAGGAAUUUAAAUGUAUUGCUGGCAAUGGACGUGCAGAGACAUUUUCUGCUCCGUGUUUUACAAGAUGAAGAGGCAUGGCAACUAUUUGAGAAGAAGGCGGGUGAGGUCAAAGAUCCCACUCUCCAUCCUAUAGCUACUCAAAUAGCACGUAAAUGUGCAGGAUUGCCCGUUCUAAUUGUAGCUGUUGCAACGGCAUUGAAAAAUAAGGAGUUGUGUGAAUGGAGGGAUGCUUUGGAAGAUUUGAAUAAAUUUGACAAAGAAGGAUAUGAAGCCAGCUACACGGCCUUGAAGUUGAGUUACAACUUUUUAGGAGCUGAAGAAAAGUCCUUGUUCGUCCUUUGUGGACAACUUAAAGCUCACUAUAUAGUAGUCAGUGACUUGUUGAAGUAUAGUCUGGGUUUGGGCUUAUUUAAUCAACGCACUACAGUUAAAGCAGCAAGAAAUAGACUACUCAAAGUAGUCAAUGACCUCAAAAGGUCUUGUUUAUUGCUCGAAGGCGACGAUGAUGAUGAAGUUAGAAUGCAUGAUGUUGUUCACAAUUUUGCAACGUUGGUUGCAUCAAGGGAUCAUCAUGUCUUUGCAGUAGCAUGUGACUCGGGAUUGGAAGAAUGGCCAGAGAAGGACAUACUUGAACAGUUCACUGCAAUCUCUUUACCAGAUUGCAAAAUUCCUAAGCUUCCUGAAGUGUUUGAAUGUCCAGACCUCCAAUCAUUUUUACUUUACAAUAAAGAUUCAUCACUCAAAAUACCAGAUAAUUUUUUCAGUAGAAUGAAAAAGCUGAAACUUAUGGAUUUAUCUAAUGUGCGUUUGUCACCGAUGCCUUUGUCACUUCAAUGUCUUGAGAAUCUUCAAACGUUGUGCCUGGAUCGUUGUACUUUGGAAGACAUAGCUGCAAUUGGAGAGCUAAAGAAAUUGCAAGUGCUUAGCUUUAUUGGCUCCACCAUGGUUCAGUUGCCAAGGGAAGUAGGGAAGUUGACUCGUUUACAACUUCUGGACCUGAGCAGGUGCCAAAAACUCGAAGUCAUUCCAAAAGGUGUUUUAUCAUGCUUGACAAAGUUGGAGGAGCUGUAUAUGGGAAACAGCUUUGUGCAAUGGGAGAGUGAAGAACAUGAUGGUGAUAGAAACAAUGCUAGCCUAGAUGAACUGAAGCUUCUGCCAAACCUUGUAACUCUUGAACUACAUAUCAUAAAUGCAGAAAUUCUGCCCAGAGAUGUGUUCUCCGAAAAGCUGGAUCUAUAUAAAGUAUUUAUCGGAGAAGAGUGGAGCUGGUUUGGUAAGUACGAAGCCUCAAGAACCUUGAAACUGAAACUCAAUUCAAGCAUUGAAAUAGAGAAGGUUAAAGUGUUGUUGAUGACAACUGAAGAUUUAUAUUUGGAUGAAUUGGAGGGUGUAAGAAAUGUGCUCUAUGAAUUAGAUGGCCAAGGUUUUCCUCAAUUGAAACAUCUCCAUAUACAAAAUAGUAGUGAGAUACAAUAUAUUGUGGAUUGUCUGAGUAUGGGCAAUCAUUACAUUGCUUUCCCAAGGUUGGAGUCAUUACUGGUAGACAAUUUGAAUAACUUGGGGCAGAUAUGCUACGGCCAGCUUAUGUCAGGGUCUUUUAGCAAAUUAAGAAAGCUAAAAGUGGAACAUUGCAAUGCGUUAAAGAAUCUUUUUUAUUUCUCAAUGUUUAGAGGCCUUGUUCAACUUGAAGAAAUAGAUGUCAGUAGUUGCAAUAUAAUGGAAGAGAUAGUUGUGGAGGAAAUUGAAGAUGAUAGUGGAAGAGAUGAAAUAAUAAAACCGAUACGUUUACGCACAUUGACAUUGGAAUAUCUACCUCGGUUUACAAGCUUUUGCUCCCAAAGAAUGCAGAAGUUAGCAGGACUUGAUGCGGGAUGUGCACAGAUCAUUUCUGAAACUCCAUCGGUACUUUUUGGCCAAAAGAUUGAAUUUUCCAAUUUGCUAAACUUGAAGUUAUCCUCAAUUAAUAAUAUGGAGAAGAUAUGGCGUAACCAAGUCAAAGAACCACCUUCAUCCGUUCAAAACUUAACAAGCUUGAUCGUGGAGGGUUGUGGGAAGUUAAGUUAUUUAUUUACAUCUUCUAUGGUGGAAAAUCUUAGCCAACUCGAGUAUCUUGAGAUAAGCGAUUGCAGUUUUAUGGAAGAAAUAAUAGUUGCAGAAGGAUUAACAAAACAUAAUAGCAAGCUGCACUUCCCCAUACUACACACUCUAAAGCUCAAAAGUCUUCCAAAUUUGAUAAGGUUUUGCUUCGGUAACUUAAUUGAGUGUCCCUCUCUCAAUGCCUUAAGGAUCGAAAACUGCCCUCGUCUGCUGAAAUUUAUCUCUAGUUCUGCAAGCACAAAUAUGGAAGCAAAUAGAGGAGGUAGAGAAACAAACUCAACUCUUUUCGAUGAAAAGGUUUCAUUUCCGAUCUUGGAAAAAUUGGAAAUUGUCUACAUGAAUAAUUUGAGGAUGAUAUGGGAAAGUGAAGACAGGGGAGAUUCCUUUUGCAAAUUGAAAAUAGUUAAGAUUCAAAAUUGUAAAGAGCUAGUGACAAUUUUUCCAUCGAAAAUGUUGAGAGCAUUGCAAAAGCUUGAAGAUGUUGUAGUAACAAAUUGUGAUUUACUGGAGGAGGUGUUUAAUCUACAAGAGCUGAUGGCCACAGAAGGAAAACAAAAACGUGUUUUACCAGUAGUUGCUCAAUUGAGAGAUUUGACUAUAGAAAACCUCCCAUCCUUGAAGCAUGUUUGGAGUGGAGAUCCCCAAGGAGUCUUCUCCUUUGAUAACUUACGUUCAUUGUCUGCUGAAAACUGUCCUAGUUUGAAAAAUCUUUUCCCGGCUUCAAUAGCUAAAAGUCUUUCACAACUCGAAGAUCUUUCAAUAGUAAAUUGUGGGUUGCAGGAAAUUGUUGCCAAGGAUAGAGUAGAAGCAACUCCAAGAUUUGUGUUUCCUCAGCUUAAGUCGAUGAAACUUUGGAUUCUAGAAGAAGUAAAGAAUUUCUAUCCAGGACGUCAUAUUUUAGAUUGUCCUAAGCUGGAAAAGUUGACUAUCCAUGACUGCGACAAUCUAGAGCUUUUUACUUUAGAAUCUCAGUGCUUGCAAGUUGGUCGCGGGGAGAACCAAGUGGACGUUGAAUUUCAGCAACCUCUUUUCUCUUUUACACAGGUUGUAAGCCACUUGAAGUCAUUGUCACUCAGUAACAAGGAGACCAUGAUGAUAAGGCAAGCCCAGCUUCCAGCAAGUCUCUUUCACAAACUAGAACGUCUUGACCUGCAAUGCUUUCAUGACAGAUCAUCCUAUUUUCCAUUUGACCUCCUCCAAAGAUUCCAGAAUGUUGAAACUCUACUCCUCACUUGUAGCAAUGUAGAAGAUCUAUUUCCAUAUCCCUUAGUUGGUGAAGAUAACAAUGUAAGGAUUCUUUCAAAUUUACGACACUUAACUUUGAAUAGUCUUCGGGAUAUUAGGCGUAUAUGGAACCAAGAAUGCCAACCAAACCAAUCUCUUCAAAAUCUUGAAACUCUUGAAGUAAUGUAUUGCAAGAAAUUGAUAAAUUUAGCACCAUCAUCUGCAACUUUCAAAAAUCUUGCAUCUUUGGAAGUGCACGAGUGUAAUGGAUUAGUAAGCUUACUAACAUCCACAACUGCCAAAAGUUUGGUACAACUCGGAGAAAUGAAGGUAAGCAAUUGCAAAAUGUUGAGAGAAAUUGUGGCAAAUGAGGGAGAUGAAAUGGAAAGUGAGAUUACUUUCAGCAAAUUGGAAAGUCUGAGACUUGAUGAUUUAACAAGGCUCACUACCGUUUGCUCAGUGAAUUGCCGAGUCAAAUUCCCAUCUUUAGAGGAACUGAUAGUGACAGCCUGCCCCAGAAUGGAGUUUUUCUCCCACGGCAUCAUAACUGCACCAAAGCUAGAGAAAGUAAGUCUAACAAAAGAAGGAGACAAAUGGCGAUCGGUUGGGGACCUUAAUACCACAACACAGCAACUAUACAGAGAGAUGGUUGGACUGAACGGUGUGCAACAUUUGCAACUUUCUGAAUUUCCCACACUGGUAGAGAAAUGGCAUGAUCAACUUCCCGCGUAUUUCUUCUAUAAUCUAAAAUCGUUGGUGGUGGAUAAUUGUUCAUUUCCGUCUAGUUCUGUUCCUUCCAAUCUAUUGCCCUUUUUGAAUGAGUUGGAGGUGCUUGAGGUGAGAAAUUGUGAUUCAUUAGCCAAAGUGUUUGAUUUUGAAUGGUCCAACGAUUAUGGAUAUGCUGGGCAUUUACCCAAUUUAAAAAAGUUUCACUUGAUUGAUCUACCAAGGCUAAGGCACAUAUGGGAUGAUAUUUCUAGUGAAAUUUCGGGCUUCAAAAACCUUACAGUGCUGAAUAUCCAUAACUGUAGUAGUUUGAGAUACAUUUUUAAUCCUACCAUAUGCAUGGGCCUUGUGCAACUCCAAGAGGUGGAAGUAAGAAAUUGCGCUUUGGUGCAAGCAAUAAUCAGAGAAGGCUUAGCGAAAGAAGAAGCUCCGAAUGAGAUCAUAUUUCCUCUGCUCAAGUCCAUUUCCCUUGAGUCGUUGCCAAGCUUAAUCAAUUUCUUUUCUGGAAGUGGGAUCGUGCGGUGUCCGUCUUUGAAAGAGAUUACCAUAGUCAAUUGCCCAGCCACUUUCACGUGUACAUUGUUGAGGGAAUCAGAGUCAAAUGCAACUGAUGAGAUAAUUGAGACAAAGGUUGAGUUCUCAGAGUUGAAAAUCCUAAAACUGUUUUCUAUCAACAUUGAGAAGAUAUGGCAUGCCCAUCAGUUGGAAAUGUAUGCUUCCAUUCAACAUUUAGCAAGCUUGACUGUUGAUGGUUGCGGUCAUUUAAAACAUGUACUGUCAUCCUCAAUGGUUCAAACUCUUGUGCAUUUGAAGAAACUCGAGGUCUGCAAUUGUAGAAUGAUGGAAGAAGUAAUAGCCACAGAAGGAUUUGAAGAAGAAAGUACGAGUCGGAUGCUGCUUCGGCAACUAGAGUUUUUGAAGCUUAAAGAUCUUCCAGAACUUGCACAGUUCUUCACAAGUAAUUUAAUUGAAUUUCCAGUCAUGAAAGAGUUGUGGUUGCAAAACUGCCCUAAAUUGGUUGCAUUUGUCUCGAGCUUUGGAAGGGAAAAUUUGGCACUCAGCAGUGAACUUGAAAUAUCAAAAUCUACUCUCUUUAACGAAAAGGUUGCUUUUCCCAAAUUGAAGAAACUUCAAAUAUUCGAUAUGAAUAAUUUUAAAAUUUUUUCAUCGAAUAUGUUACUAAGACUCCAGAAUCUCGACAAUUUGGUCAUAAAGAAUUGCAGUUCUCUGGAAGAAGUAUUUGAUCUCCGCGAGCUUAUAAAAGUCGAAGAACAACUGGUUACAGAAGCAAGCCAAUUGGAAACUUUGGAGAUACAUAAUCUCCCAAAUUUGAAGCAUGUGUGGAACGAGGAUCCUAAAGGGAUUAUCUCCUUUGAGAAACUAUCUUCAGUCGAAGUUUGGGAAUGUCCUUGUCUCAAAAGUAUCUUCCCAACCUCUGUAGCCAAACAUCUCCCACAACUUGAAGCCCUUAAUGUGGAUGGUUGUGGAGUGGAGGAAAUUGUUUCAAAGGAGGAUGGAGUGGGAGUGGAAGAAACUCCUAUGUUUGUUUUUCCUCGGCUCAAGUUCCUUGACCUAUGGAGAUUACAAGAAUUAAAGAGCUUCUACCCUGGAAUUCACACUUUAGAGUGUCCGGUGCUAGAACAACUGAUUGUGUAUCGGUGUGACAAAUUGGAGACCUUCUCUUACGAACAGGGCUCACAAGAAACACAUACAGAGGGCCAACAAGAGAUUCAAGCUGAGCAACCUCUUUUUUGUUUUACAAAGGUUGUCCCUAACUUGUGCAACUUAUCAUUGAGCUGCGAUGACAUCAAAGCGAUACGGGAAGGCCAAUUUUCAGCAGAAACUUUCAACAAACUAAAUACUCUUCAUCUGUAUUGCUUUCAUGACACUUCAUUUGAUUCUCCGUGCGAUCUGCUUCAUAAAUUCCAGAACGUGCAUCAGCUUAUUCUUAGAUGUUCUAAUUUCAAAGUUUUAUUCUCAUUUGGUGUUGUCGAUGAGAGCGCAAGGAUUCUUUCUCAGCUGCGAUAUUUAAAACUGGACUACCUUCCUGAUAUGAAGGAAAUAUGGAGUCAAGAUUGCCCAACUGAUCAAACUCUUCAAAAUCUUGAAACUCUAGAAAUAUGGGGUUGCCACAGUUUGAUUAGUUUGGCAUCAGGAUCUGCAGGUUUUCAGAAUCUUGAGACUCUGGACGUGUACAAUUGUGAUGAACUAUUGUACUUGGUAACAUCCUCAGUAGCCAAAAGUCUCGUGCAUCUCACCAAAAUGACUGUGAGAGAAUGCAAUAUCUUGAGAGAAGUUGUAGCAAGUGAGGCAGAUGAACCACAAGGUGAUAUUAUUUUCAGCAAAUUGGAAAACCUGAGACUUUAUCGCUUGGAAAGCCUUAUAAGAUUUUGCUCUGCGAGUAUCACCAUUCAAUUCCCAUCUUUGAAAGAUGUUGAAGUGACACAGUGCCCCAAUAUGAUGGAUUUCUCCCGGGGAGUCAUAAGAGCACCGAAACUACAAAAAGUAUGUUUCGCAGGAGAAGAGCGCUGGGUUGAGCAUCUCAAUACCACUAUACAACUACUUUAUAAAGAAAAUGAAUACUGAGGAAAAUUGAUCCCAUCCAUCGAAAUCACGAGCUCAAGAUGGAAAAUGCCCAAAUUUCUUUGAUAGGUGAUGCCAGGAAUUGGAGCCCAUAUUCGUUUAAUGAGAUGGUGUAAGGGCUUUCAUUCUCCUAUUAUUGUUUUUGAUUGAAAUGGUGGGAAGGACCAUUUCGAUCCCAUGUGAUUGUCUGUUGAAGCAGUGAAAGCAUUCUGUAUUUUGUUGGCAGUUAUUCGUUCAUGCUUUACAGAGAUACAUUUUCUACCGUAUGGGCCAAAGAUUCUUUUUUUGUCGUCAGCCCCUUUAGAGAAGAAAGUGGCAUGGAUGUUAUUUAACCUACGUUGACAAAUUGAAGAUAAUUUGGUAUUCUGAAUUUUCUUAUUCUUAAUUGUCAAAUUCUUCUGGUACCGCCGGUUGUGUUAGAACUUCGUGAGAUUGACCUCGGGCAAUUCAAAUCAACUUUUAACUUAUCUUUUGCUUACUGAUGGAACAGCACAAGGAGAUGCUGAGGCACUUGUCAACUUUAACAUUGAUCAACUCUUUUGUUAAGAUAUGAUCAGUUCAGAAAGUAUGGCUUUAGCUUAGAAAAGUAAGGCUUUCAUUCUUUGUGAAAGUCGAACUAAGUAAGUCUGAAUUUGAGUUGGAAGUGAUUUUAGUUGAGUAAAGUAGACAACAAGGAUUUAAGACUAGAGUAGAACAGAGAGUUAGUAGCACUUGAGCUUGAAAGUAUAGAGAGCUUUGUUAAUGUUUCCAAACUUUUUUACAAGUAUGUGGGGUGACCUUUAUAUAGGCUUUUCACCUCCUUAACAUGUGGUUAGGAUUAGUUCAUCUAGAACUUUCUACAAACAUCACAUGUACAUGAUUUUCUUAUGAAGCUACUCUAUUUACAAAGUAUGAGAAUUUUCUGAAAGGCAGUCUUCCUACUUCUUCAUGGGAAGCUUUUAGGCAGCUCCUUGGCUUGGCUUGGCUUGUCAGCACACAGUCUUGCAAUAUUUUAGCAUUUUCUAGUGUCUUUUUUUUAUUUUUUAAACAGCCAACUUGGGCUAGGCAGCAGCAGCCCACUCUUAGCACAUGUUGGGUACAGCAGCCUACUCUUAGCACAUGUUGGGUACAUUUCUGCCCAUGGACAGACUUCGUCCAAGAUGAGACGGGUUGUGACGUAAAACUGUAAAAGAAAGAGCAACUCUUAUAAUUAUUUUCUUCUUAUCGUGUAUUUGUUAAUCCUUUAUAAAAAGUAGUACGGGAGAGCAAUAUGAACUUCCCAUUUUCUUUCGUUCCAAAAAACAAU
Ricinus communis (castor bean) is the source of this 9493-nucleotide messenger RNA. RefSeq lists its product as uncharacterized. The record is from RefSeq and is a predicted model, not a curated record. The transcript is spliced from 10 exons. Lineage: Eukaryota; Viridiplantae; Streptophyta; Magnoliopsida; Malpighiales; Euphorbiaceae. Gene Ontology annotation, molecular function: ATP hydrolysis activity; ADP binding. Bases 715 to 8211 code for a protein of 2498 amino acids.